This is a messenger RNA of Condylura cristata (star-nosed mole), 1164 nucleotides long. RefSeq names its product protein LEG1 homolog. The transcript has 7 exons. NCBI's taxonomy places the organism in Eukaryota, Metazoa, Chordata, Mammalia, Eulipotyphla, Talpidae. The record is from RefSeq and is a predicted model, not a curated record. Bases 1 to 1164 code for a protein of 387 amino acids.
AUGGCUUUGCUUCACCCUUGGAUCUGUGUAUUAGUUGGUUGUUUCUCUGCUUCUUUAGCAGGAACAUCCAGUCUGUCAGAUCUGUAUCCCCCUCUGUGGAAGGAGAGUCCUGGUCAGUUUAGUGACUAUAAAGUAGAGAAUGGAACAUACAUUAUUGAUCCAUGGACAUAUUUUGAUAGAAUAGGGGCAUAUAAAAUCUUAAUAAACAAUACAGCCAAGUUUUUUGAAAGAUUUGCAGCAGGAGGUGAACAGAAUAUUUUAUGGGGAUUGGCUUUGCAACAUGGCUGGCAAUAUAGUUCAGGCAGAUUAGCUGAUCCCAAGCAAAUGACACACUGUGGCUAUGAAUCCAAUCGUUUGUGCAUCUCUGUGGACAGCUGGUGGGCUGAUAUAAAUUACUUUUUAUGUGUCUUACCUUUCCUUGCUGCGGUUGAUUCUGGCAUCAUGGGCAUCUCAUCAGACCAAGUCUUAUUUUUGCCGCCACUGGUAGAGCAGACAAAGUUCUGUUUUAAUCUCUCUAGUUGCCAGUCAUCACACCCAGAAUUGAUGAGAAAGUGGAACGUCUUUUACCAGCAUUUGCAGUCACCUUUUAGAAGCUUUGAUGACCUGCUAAAAUACUAUUGGGAUGCACACACUUCAACUCUGCAAGAUACUUACAGAACCUUCGAUGACAGGAUUCAGUGUUAUUCUAAGCCAGAGAGAUAUUUUGAAAGAAAUUGGCUUUUGCUUUUGCAAUAUUUAAAUGAAAUGCGAUUCCCAACCACGCUAACUAGGACACAUGAAUUCCAGCAAGGACUGCCGGAUCGUAUGCUUGCUAGUGGGGAUCAGGCACCCUUCAUCAGUGACUUCACUAACUUACAAAACACAGUACUGUUUGCUCUAAAUCUUCUUUGUAAAGUGGAUAGUGCUACAGUGAGCUGGCUCCCAGCUUGUAGUCUGGCUGCCACGUACCCCAGGCCCUCAGUGGUGAGAAGACAUCGUCUUGAAAGCGUUUGUGUAAAGGACUUGAAAACGCUGGACACUGGUGCAGAUGAGUGGAAAAUGGAACUUAAAGGAGAGAAGAAAAUGCACAGCCUGCCAGUAAACGAUCUCUGUAAAUCGGUAGUUAUUCGGUUUGCACUAAAUUUAUCUCGGCAACACAAGAACCCUUUGUCUGUGGGACGGUGA